Messenger RNA from Thermochaetoides thermophila DSM 1495, 3153 nucleotides. RefSeq lists its product as uncharacterized. The record is from RefSeq and is a predicted model, not a curated record. Lineage: Eukaryota; Fungi; Ascomycota; Sordariomycetes; Sordariales; Chaetomiaceae. Bases 1 to 3153 code for a protein of 1050 amino acids. The transcript is spliced from 4 exons.
AUGACAGCGCUACCCAGCGGCCUGCUGCCCGAAACAGCCAAGACCGAGGAGACUUACGCGGUGGUGAAGAAAAAACUCGACAAGCUGCAGAGCCGGUAUGAGGCCCAGGAGUUGAAGGCACUCGCGGAGUAUGAGUCGCGCGUGAAAGAAAUCGAGUCCGAGUAUGAGAAACAGCGAGAUGCGCUCACGCAGCUCAACUCUCCGAUGCGGGCGACCUUUGAGAAGAUACUGAAGGAGAAGCGGAAUCUUGAGAUUUCUGAGUUACAACGCCUUUUUAAGGAGGGAAAAGAGACGCGUUACAGGAUUUACGAUGAGGAACGGAGACGCUACAGGGACGAGGCCUUCAUGGCCAUGAAUGCCUUGAUGAGCGCAGGGUCUGGUCCCAUGCUCGAGGAUCUGCCGAUGCCACCGUCCCUGAAGCCGGGGCCAGGACUUUCUGAAGGUUUCGCGAACACUGCUUCUCGUCCUGGAACACCCAGUCCUCCGAGAGUUUCUUCUAUGAGACGUGAGCAAACAGAGACGCCCUCAAAAAGCUCGAGGUCAACAUCUCUUCAGACUUACACGAAUGGCAGCCAUGCCCUUGUGCCGGACCUUGUGCAGCAGUCAGCACCUGUUAGUUCCCGGGCCUCUUUAGCUCCGCCAGUAUCGCCAAUUCCUAGCGCAAAGAAUGGAGGAGAGUCGCAAAAGAGGAAAUCCCCCAACGACUCGACUGAAAGCUCCCCGGAGUGUGUGAAACGUACUAAACUUGUGCAGUCCAAGAUCGAGAGCAGUGCCUCAGAACCUCCAUCGCCCACAGCUCUGCGGGCUCCGAAGGCACACAGGACCAUCACCUUUGCCGAAGUGUACGGCGAGCCUGGCGGCGAGAAACCCAAGUACAAGCAUAUUAUUGUCGAGUUUCCUCCUCGCUCCAACAGGUUUUACAUUCUCAAGUGCGAUGAGCAUGGCGUGCAUUUUGGCGAGAACCCAUUGCGCGGCGCGGCCAAGCAUCUGGCCAGCGCUCAGCACGGCAACAUGUCCAAGGCUCACACUACGGCAAUCGAGACGCUUGGAUUCGAGGUCGUCGAUUGCACUUCAGAGUUGAUGGAGAAGAAUAAUGCCGAGGUGAUGCAGGCCUUCCGCGAGAAUUACAAGCCAUUCAAUGCAAACCAUCUCAGUCAGGCGAAGCGUGCAGAGCUCGGCUUCCCGCCUCUGGAGACUCCCAACUGGCAGAAAGCUGCUAGUCAGCGAGCUGCAAAGGAUCGCUCUGCCAACGCCAAGAAGCAAGGCAGCGUCACGCAUCCUGAGGUUGGGAGGUUCUACGUCGCGCGUACCGAGACGAAGUGCCCCGUCUUGAUUUUGCCCAAGAACGACCUGGCUCCUGUCGGGCUGCAGGGCACGCUGGCCUCGACGGGCAUUUUCAGUGACUCGGACAUGUUCAAGCUGCCCAAGUGUUACACCUACGAGAAGGACGGUAAUAACAGAGUGUUGGGCAUCGCUGGUUGGGCCCCUGGUUACGAGGAUGGUGGGCCCCUCGUGAAGAAGCGCGAAUUCCCCGUCUUGGUGGUUAACAACCCCGAUCCUAACUUGUGGAAUAUCGGCUUCAUUGAGGCGUCAAGCCUGGCAGAGCUCGAUUUUAACGAUGAGAAUUCGCGGUAUCUUCCUUUCUUCAAAGAGGCCAGGGACUAUUAUUUCAAUCGCAUUCUGCCACAUCGUCGGAAUCAAAACCUCGUACCUCCAUCGUUUUACACCGAGCACUAUGGGUCGCCGACACCACAUCAGAAUGGCCAAUCGCAUCAUCAAUCGUUUGCUGAGAGCGAUAUCGAGAUGCGAGAUGUUGACGCACCGGAUGACGCUGACCGGUUCUCAAACCACGGCAGCAUUCUGUCUAAACACCCAUCUGGCGUCGCAUCGGCUCCUUUGUCCCCCGUUGCCGCGGCUCGAGUAAUUGCAGCUCAGGCGCUCGAAUUACAAGCGCCGACUCCUCCUGUUCGGGCCUUUACCCCGAUUAACGCCCCCUCUCCCCAAGAUGUUGGAUCAAGGAAUGUGUCGCCCAACCCGGAAGCUUUGUCAGGAGCACUUCCUACGCAGGCAUCGGCUCCCGUGCGGAAACCUAGCCCAGCUAGCAUUGAGAACAUCCUCCAAGAGUUCCCUCGCCAAGAUGCGCCGAAGGCAACUCGCAAGCCGUUGCCUUCAACAAGACCGAAUCCGGGUUCGCCGCCUAGGGCGUCGUUUGUGGCUAUUAACCAUGCAGCACAGCCAUUGCGCGAGGCCCGAGCCGGCUCGGUGCCCCUUGCGGAGAAUCGCCGUCUCCCGAAUGUUGCUUCUGAGCCGAUGCGGCAUUCGGCGCCGCAAUCUCCUGCGCUGACGUCGGUCAGCGUGCAUAUUCCGGAGCAGUCGUUGCAACGGUCCCCGAUGCCUUCGCCGCCCCCUUCGACGACCAUGCCGCAGAUGCCAGUUCCCCAAUCCCAGCCCACGCCGCAGCCCACUCGUGCUAAUUCCCCUACUCUUGGUUACCUCAAGCCGCUCACUCCUAUCAGCACGAGCCUUGCUAAGUACCAUCUCGAGCCGCUCACUACAAACAACUCGUCCCUGUCCCCUGGCGAAACCCCGACGUCUGUUCUCAGCACGGUCAUAGUGCAGAGCGAUAUCGCCACUCCGACUAUUAGCAGCGAUGUCUUCGACGUCUUUGGGCUUGUUGAAAACAAUGUCGAGCUCUUCCCCGCCGAUAUUACCUCGACUCCGUUCGUCCGUCUCGUCACGGAUAACACCUCGGGCGUGAUCUCCUCCGUGCCCGACGCCCCGGUGCAGGUGAUUAUCGACCCGAGGAGCAUCAAGCUUGUAGAAAGGACACAGAGCCGCGAUGGCGCGACGUGCAUGGUCAACGUGACGUACCAUUCGACUCAGGAGAGUGGCAAAUUGAAGACGCACACAUUGGUGUUUGAGAAGGUUAGACAGGAGGGCGGUUAUGGCGGCACAGUCACCAACGGUGCGGUACAUGCCAGACGGUUUUGCCGGCGCGUGUAUGAGUGGAACGAUAUGGUGGAGUUGCCUCCUCCGAAGACUUUGAGCGAGGGCCAGGAGCUUGUUUGGAGGCCUAGGAAUGGGGGCAAGACCGAGCUGAAGGAGAAGAAAGAUGAGGCGGCUCAGCAAGUUGCUGCUGUUUCUGACGCUUGA